AUGCCAGAAUGCCGCCCGCUUUCAGUUAGCAUGGGAAGCGCAAUACAUUUCGUGAAGAACAGGAUUGCAAAUCUGCCCAUAACGCUUACUGAAUCUGAAGCAAAGGCUGCUCUUCAAUCAGAUAUCAAACGUUUCAUUAGCGAGAAGAUCGUUGCACCAGAUAAAGCGAUCGUCAGACACGCUGUUACUAAAAUAAGAGAUGGUGAUGUGCUUCUGACCUAUGGAUCUCCAACUGCUGUGGAGAUGGUAUUAUUACAGGCACAUGAACUCAGGAAGAAGUUCCGUGUCUUGGUCGUGGAUUCUCGUCCGAAGCUUGAAGGGUAUGAUGCUACUCUGUCUGAUUACAUUUCCAUGAUAAUAACAGACUACGGCAUGGUACCGCCCACGAGCGUGCCUGUCAUUGUGAGAGAAUAUCAGAAAGAACAUUUGCUUGUCUAA
This is a messenger RNA of Eruca vesicaria subsp. sativa (arugula), 438 nucleotides long. The record is from the annotation of a GenBank genome assembly. NCBI's taxonomy places the organism in Eukaryota, Viridiplantae, Streptophyta, Magnoliopsida, Brassicales, Brassicaceae.